CUCUGCUCGACUCUCGCAUGCCCGCCAAGCGCGGGCGAGAGGGCGGGCCGCCUGACGAGGACGCGGAUAAACGCCCGCGCCAAGCAGCCGGGCCCAGCGACGCCACUCCCGGCGACGCGCUCGAGGCGCUCCGCGCCAAACGCCAGGCCAAGCUCUCUUCCGAGCAGGCGGCCGCGGCCGAGUCUUCGUCGGCGCUGUCGGAGAGGGCGGCGGGCAAGCAGCCGGCGGCCUCCUCCGCGCAAGGCGCGGCCGCCUCCCGCACCCGCGCGCCGGGCGGCGACGCCGACGAGUCGUAUUUCGACGAUGACGAGCCGCAGCAGCCGCGGCCGGCGGGCGCGACCAACGGCGUCGGCCACACCAACGGCGUGGGCGGCAGCCACCACGGCAACGGUGCCGGCAGCAGCGGCCACGCGCCGGGCGAGGGCGCGGAUGCAGCGGCUGGCGAGGAUGCGGCGGCCGAUCCUCUCGAGGCGUACAUGGCGCACGUGUCGUCGCGGCUGUACCUGGGGAAGGAGGGGGACGGGGAGGAGAGGGCGGCGCAGCGCACCUCGCGCUGCGUCUGCUUCGAGAACCUCAUCUCGCCCGAGCGCGCCGCCGCCGCUGCCGACGAGGCGCACCAGGUCCGGAUGGAGACGGGGACAGAGUGCUCCCGCUGGGGGACGCUGCUGCGUGUGCACGUGCCGAGCGGGGCGGACGCGGCGGAGGGGGGAGCCCCUCCCCCGGGGGGGGGGCUCGGCCGCGUCUUUGUCGAGUUCGAGGCCGAGGACGCCGCCGUCGAGUGCGCGCGCGCGCUGGAUGGCCGGCUCUUUGAUGGCCGGCGAGUGACGGCACUCUACUACCCGCUGGGCGCCUUCUACGAGGGGGACUUUGCGGACGAGGGCGCCCCGCUGCAGGCGACGUCCAUCACCUGGGACGAUAUCGUCGCGAUGAACUCGCGACCGGCCAGCUCGUGGGACACGAUGGACGGCGAGGGCGGCGGCGGCGCCGCGAGCGGAGGAGGCAACCCGUAUGGCCAGAGCGACGCGCUCGUUGAGGAGUUUCCGGACAUGGCGGAGCAUGCGGACGUCGACUCCGACUCCGACUCCGACGCCGAGGCCGCCAAGCUGGCCGAAGUGGCGCGCGCCAAGAAGAAGGAGCUGCCGCGCGUCGACCACUCGACCGUCACCUACCUGCCGUUCCGAAAGAACUUUUACAUAGAGGUGCCGGAGAUCAAGCGCAUGAGCGACGAGGAGGUCGCCGCCACGCGCCUCGCGAUGGACAAGCUCAAGGUGCGCGGCAAGCGCGUGCCCAAGCCGAUCAAGAAGUGGACGCAGUGCGGCCUCUCCGACGCCGUCCUCGCCGUCAUCGAGAAGAGCGGCUACGCGGCGCCCUUCCCGAUCCAGUCGCAGGCACUGCCCACGAUCAUGCAGGACGUCAUCGCCAUCGCCAAGACCGGCUCCGGCAAGACGAUGGGCUACACGCUGCCGAUGUUGCGACACGUGCUCGACCAGCCGCCGCUCGAGAAGAACGACGGGCCGAUCUCUCUCAUCAUGGUCCCGACGCGCGAGCUCGCCAUGCAGGUCUACCGCGAGGUGCACAAGUUCGCGCGGCUCACCCGCAUCCGCGUGGUCCCGGUGUACGGCGGCGCCGGCAUCAAGCAGCAGAUCUCCGAGCUGCGGCGCGGCGCCGAGGUCGUCGUCUGCACGCCAGGCCGGAUGAUUGACAUGCUCACCGCCAACGGCGGCCGCGUCACCAACCUGCAGCGCGUCACGUACGUG
Emiliania huxleyi CCMP1516 is the source of this 1757-nucleotide messenger RNA. RefSeq lists its product as hypothetical. Gene Ontology annotation, molecular function: RNA helicase activity; ATP binding; nucleic acid binding. The record is from RefSeq and is a predicted model, not a curated record. Lineage: Eukaryota; Haptophyta; Isochrysidales; Noelaerhabdaceae. Gene Ontology annotation, cellular component: nucleus. The transcript is spliced from 7 exons. The annotation marks the transcript as partial. Gene Ontology annotation, biological process: mRNA splicing, via spliceosome.